AUGAUAUCAACUAUCAUUCUCUUUCCCUCGAACGACCAGACCAUUGAGUCAGGCAAGGACUUCACAAUUCAGGUGCAAGUGAAUGGUUUGCAAGCUGGAUCAUUUACCAAUGCUCAGGCUACCUACUAUUCUGCACCGCAAGCUCUCAACGGCGGUGGAAAUGUCAUUGGCCAUACCCAUGUCACCGUCCAAGACCUGGGCAACAGCCUGAACCCGAAGACACCACCCGACCCGACUCAAUUCGCCUUCUUCAAGGGAAUCAAUGAUGCAGGAAAUGGCAAUGGUCUCCUUACCGCCGAUGUAGUUGGUGGGCUUCCGGAGGGCAACUACCGGAUCUGCACCCUUACCUCUGCAUCCAACCACCAGCCUGUUAUCAUGCCUGUAGCACAGCGUGGCUCCCAGGAUGACUGCACCAAGUUUGUGGUGAACGGAAACAACAACACCAUCAACGCUGCUGCCAACAACGGAGACAAGGGCGAGGCUGCUGCUGCGUUAGCCGCGUCCGCUGUCGACCUCGGCCCAGGCGCCUUGACUGCAACCGCUGCUGGUGCUCAAGCGACUGGUGAUGCUAAUGCCAACCAGAAUCAGGGUCAGGAUCAGAACAACGCAGAUGCCAACAACCAGAAUCAGGGCAAUGCGAAUGCGAAUGCGAACGCAAAUAACCAGAACCAGCAGGGCCAGAACCAAGGCAACGCUAAUGCAAACGCAAACGCCAAUGCAAACAACCAGAACCAAGGCCAGAAUCAACAAGCUCAGAAUCAGGCUCAAAACCAGCAAGGCCAAAACCAAGGUCAGAACCAGGCCAAUGCAAACGCGAACAAUCAGAACCCGGCUCAAGACCAAGGCAACGCAAAUGCAAACAACCAAAGCAAGAAUGCCAAUGUACGUUAUUCGUCCGUGCUCCCUACAAUUCUGUACUGA
Molecule: messenger RNA, 921 nt
Organism: Phaeoacremonium minimum UCRPA7
Lineage: Eukaryota; Fungi; Ascomycota; Sordariomycetes; Togniniales; Togniniaceae
Product: putative ribosomal protein s17 protein
Exons: 1
Coding region: 1-921 (306 amino acids)
Source: RefSeq, a predicted model, not a curated record